UUGGCAGCGCAUGGAAAAAGAAGGCCUGCGCUCAUGAACAAGCGUCGAGAGCUGGGCAUCACGGUCAACCAGACGCCGAGUUUUCUAAGGCUCAGAGAGGAGUUCGUUCGAAAGAUUCGAACAAAAUAUGAUUCUGCUUUUGUGAAAUUGGAACUUCUCUCGCUGAGGACGAAGACGGGAAGGAGCCCGGUCGAAUCAAGCAGGAGUCUGAUCAGCUCGCUGCGCAUAGGCGGCUCUGGAGCCACGUCGCCAAAUUCUACGCACGUCUCGGACCAGCAAUGCUGUGUGUGCAGACGGACGCUCAGGUUCCUCGAUGCGAGGUACGCGUGUCAGGUUUGCGAAAAGGUGGCGUGCGGACAGCACGCUACGCAGUUUCCCUCUCUCCCGCCGUCUACCGCCAAGGUGGACUGUUGUCGACGCUGUCAUUGUUACCUCAGGCGCUAUUUCUUGCUGAAGAAGCUCAAGUCGAGGAUCGGUGGCAGCCACCGACUUCCUGUAGUUCGUGUCUAUCAGAAACUUCUUGAAGGUACCUCCCGCAUCUCCGCCUCGAUGCCCGGCUUCAAGGGCCUGGUGCUUUCCCUAGUCUACCUGUUCGACGCCUUCUCCAUAGACGCAGAGCGACCCACCGACGAACAGGGCGCUCCAAUUUUUCUCCCUCAAUCUACGAUUUACGAACUUGUGCGAAAAGCUGCUGAGGCCCAACUCGAGCUCUCCUCGCGCUGUUCCGAGCUCCAAGUCGACCUCAAGGCGCUCUUCGAGAUCGCGAAGAACGCCUCUCCGACUCUCGCUAGACUAGUAGGGUCUUUGAGACUGACGGUGAUGAGCUUCUUGUCCUCCAACUCAGUUGAAUUCCACAACCUGACGUCUCAGUUCCUCCGCGUGCAAUACUUUUUCAUCAACCAAGGCAUGCUCGACGCGAACGUCGUUCACAAGGUCGCAGACGAGCAGCGCAAGGCGAGCCCAUCGCCCCCCGACCAACAACCCAAACCCGUUCCGGACGAGCAAACCAAAAAAAAUUUGUCUCCACAUUUGAACCCCGAAGACCUCUUCGAACACCACAACACCGCCCUGAAAGACAUACCAAUAGGCGAUGGCCCGCCAAAAAUACAACCCAACUCACUCUCAAACGCCAACCUUGACCCCUUCAGACACUGGCCCAACUCCCAUUCCGCACCCUCUCCGUCUCUUCUUGACUCGUUCUCCAACAGACUGAGUCGACUGUUCCAAGAGCGCCCCUCCAAUCUGUCUCGC
Schistocerca gregaria is the source of this 1251-nucleotide messenger RNA. RefSeq lists its product as uncharacterized. The transcript is spliced from 4 exons. The record is from RefSeq and is a predicted model, not a curated record. NCBI's taxonomy places the organism in Eukaryota, Metazoa, Arthropoda, Insecta, Orthoptera, Acrididae. The annotation marks the transcript as partial.